Messenger RNA from Diceros bicornis minor, 2254 nucleotides. It is a transcript of the gene DDX59, whose product is annotated as DEAD-box helicase 59. Lineage: Eukaryota; Metazoa; Chordata; Mammalia; Perissodactyla; Rhinocerotidae. The transcript has 8 exons. Gene Ontology annotation, molecular function: nucleic acid binding; RNA helicase activity; ATP binding. Bases 191 to 2041 code for a protein of 616 amino acids. The record is from RefSeq and is a predicted model, not a curated record.
GUCUCCCCCUUCCGCGCGGCGCCGGCUCCCAAAACCCGGCAAGUGGAGUCUGCGCUCCCCCGCCGCUGCAACCGGAGUGCGGCCCGGCCGUCCGGGUCGGCAGGAAGCCCGGCCCUGCGCUGGAGGAGGAGCGGGCCCGUGCGGAGCGGCCGGCCUGGGCCUGCGCGUUUCUUCAACAGUAUAUUGAAGGAUGUUUGUCCCAAGAUCUCUGAAAAUCAAAAGAAAUGCUAAUGAUGACGGCAGAAGUUGUGGGGCUAAGAAGGUUAAACCAGAAGCAGAAGACCUUCCCUUGGAUGAAGGCAGAGAGGACCCAGUUGAUGCAGUAGUGGCAGCAGCAGACGGGCCCCGCACCACCCCUUGCCCCUUUCCUGGUCCAGCUGGCCCAGUGGCAGAGGUUGGUGUGGUUGGACCUGAGCAGGGCGCGGAGGACAGCGGUCUCGCCGAAGAGCCUGUUAAGUCGUUUUCCAAAACCCAGCGCUGGGCAGAACCCGGGGAGCCUGUCUGUGUUGUCUGCGGUCGGUACGGAGAGUACAUCUGUGAUAAGACAGAUGAAGACGUGUGUAGCUUGGAGUGCAAGGCGAAACAUCUUCUGCGAGUUCAGGAAGAGGAAGAGAAAUUAAAACUCAGCAGCCCACAGAAAGCCGAUUCUGAGCCCGAGUCUCCCCUUUGUGCUGUUUAUGUCUACAGAGAGCACCCCUUCAUUGCGAAUCUGCAGGAGGACCAGGUUGAAAAUCUGAAGCGGCAGCUGGGAAUUUUGGUUCAAGGGCGGGAUGUCCCCAGGCCCAUUAUUGACUUUGAGCACUGUGGUUUCCCUGAGGCCUUAAAUCACAACCUGAAGACGUCAGGCUAUGAAGUGCCGACCCCCAUCCAGAUGCAGAUGAUCCCGGUGGGGCUGCUGGGCAGGGACGUCCUGGCCAGUGCGGACACUGGCUCCGGAAAAACAGCCGCCUUCCUUCUUCCUGUCGUCAUCCGAGCUCUAUCGGAGAGCAAAACUCCGUCUGCGCUCAUUCUGACACCGACAAGAGAGUUAGCCGUUCAGAUAGAGAGACAAGCUAAGGAGCUGAUGAGUGGCCUGCCCCGCAUGAAGACCGUGCUGCUGGUCGGGGGCCUGCCCCUGCCCCCCCAGCUCCACCGUCUGCGACAGCUCGUCAAGGUUAUCAUAGCAACUCCAGGGCGACUGCUGGAUAUAAUCAAACAGAACUCUGUAGAACUCCGUGGUAUAAAAAUUGUCGUAGUAGAUGAAGCUGAUACCAUGUUAAAGAUGGGCUUUCAGCAGCAAGUGCUUGACAUUUUAGAAAACGUGCCUCAUGAUUGUCAGACCAUUUUGGUUUCAGCUACUAUUCCAGCCAGCAUAGAACAGCUAGCAGGCCAGCUUCUGCAUAAUCCUGUGCGAGUCAUCACUGGAGAAAAGAACCUGCCUUGUUCCACUGUGCGUCAGAUUGUUUUGUGGGUAGAGGAACCAGCCAAAAAGAAAAAAUUAUUUGAAAUCUUAAAUGAUAAGAAACUCUUUAAGCCUCCGGUGUUAGUGUUUGUGGACUGCAAACUAGGAGCAGAUCUGUUGAGCGAGGCGGUUCAGAAAGUCACAGGUCUGAAAAGCAUAUCUAUACAUUCGGAGAAAUCACAGAUGGAAAGGAAAAACAUAUUGAAGGGGUUGCUUGAGGGAGACUAUGAAGUAGUCGUGAGCACAGGAGUCCUGGGACGAGGCCUGGACUUGAUCAGCGUGAAGCUGGUUGUCAAUUUCGAUAUGCCUUCCAGCAUGGAUGAGUAUGUGCAUCAGGUUGGAAGAGUGGGGAGAUUAGGUCAAAAUGGAACAGCAAUUACUUUCAUCAAUAACAAUUCAAAAAGACUCUUCUGGGAUAUUGCAAAAAGAGUAAAACCCACAGGAUCCAUUCUUCCACCCCAGUUAUUAAAUUCCCCUUACCUUCAUGACCAGAAGAGAAAGGAACAGCAGAAAGAUAAACAGACGCAGAACGACCUGGUGACAGGGGCUAAUCUGAUGGACAUUAUUAGAAAACAUGAUAAAAGUAAUUCUCAAAAAUGAUUUGCUAUACCACUUUGAAUCAUUUUUUUAUUGUGUAUUGUCAGUGAAGUUUCUGUAUAUUAUUACUGUAUAGUUUGAGUAAUUGGGACAUGUACAUGAAACAAAAAUUUAACAUGAUUUAAAAUUUUUUAAUAGAAUAUCAAAUUUAUACAGCAAUAUUGUAUUUAUUUCCCUUUUUAAUUCUUAUAAAUUAAAGCAACAUCAGAAAAUGAA